AUGGCCGAAGAGCCAGAGACUUGCGAUCUAUGCGCUUCCACAGGGCCGCCAGCCAAACCCUCCUCCAUCGCAGCCGACUCUGCCGAUGAUCUCGAAUGGAUUGCUUGCUCCAAGUGCGACAAAUGGCUCCAUUCCGUAUGCGUCGCCAAGUCCCCAAGGCACUUCGAGCUCACGAUACCAUCAGAGCUGAGGGAGCAGAUGCUAGCUAUGGGAGAUGCCGGUCCAUGGUACUGCCCGGAGUGCAUUGCCGCGUCAGCGGACGCGGCGGGGAAGAAGCCUCUCGCCACGACUCUGAAGCGACGCAAACGUCCUUCCGGUGCUGCGUCCCCAUCCAAACGAGCGCGAAUGUCGACGGAAGGUAGCCAAGCUUCAACCUCCACCGGCCAUGACGCCGCCGCGGCAGAAGGCCGCCCAAAACGCAAGGCAGCCCUCGAGCGUCCCGACUACUGGAACAUGCACCACCACAAUGCAACGCCGACCAAGGGCUGGAUCGAUCUGAUCAAAGACCCCAAGAAACAUGGUCGUGUUAUCAAGCCUGACAAUUUCCCUCGAGUGCCCGGAGAACUCCUGCGGCGUCCGUGGCUGGAUGGUGAGACGGUUAACGAACUGCCACCAACAUUGUUCUACGGCCCAACGCGUGAGCCACUCGUGGUCCGCCCCGAGAAUGGUGGUCUUUCUUCCAUGGGCGGGAACGUUCCCGGCCCGAGCCUGACCGUCGACGAUGUCUCGCGCCUGGUCGACGUCAAUACGCAACAGUCCUCACAGUGGCCCCUACACAAGUGGGCGGACUAUAUCCGCGCGCGGCAAGCCGGCGAACCAGGUUCAAGCAAGGUGUACAACAUCAUCUCGCUCGAGAUCUCGGAGACCGAGCUCGCCAAGCAGGUGCGGCCGCCCAGCAUCGUCAGCGACAUCGACUGGGUGGAGAAUUACUGGCCGUUCCCGGGAGGGAAGGAGGAGGCGAUGCGGGCUGCCAAUUCGACCCAGAAUGGACACGACCUUAAAGGCAAGGCGAAGAGCGAAUGGCCUAAGAUGGGCACAAAAGACUCGUGGACGGACUGGCACGUCGACUUUGCCGCCAGCUCGGUGUACUACCACAUCCACACGGGCUCAAAAGUAAGCUUCGCUGUGGCUCGUGUAGCUGACUGCAGGUGUUCUUCUUCAUCCGACCGACUGAGGCCAACCUCGCUGCUUAUGCACAGUGUGAGUGUUACACCCCAAGUUGAAACUGACAGCGUAGGGUCUGGGUCUCACGAACUCCAGUCUACGACCUGGCUGCCUGAUCUCUGCGACGAGCUAACCUUCAGGAUCAUCCCCGCCGGCUACAUUCACGCUGUCUUUACUCCAGUAGAUUCAAUAGUCUUCGGCGGCAACUUUGUGCACAGCUACGACAUACCCACUCAGCUCCGCCUCCGCCAAAUCGAGAUCGACACAAAGGUACCGCAACGUUUCCGUUUCCCUUACUUCGACACCCUAUGCUGGCACGUCGCGACGCGGCACGUCGAAAACUUGCGCGCGGCGCGGCGGUACAGACCCACAGCAGCCAACGGCAAGGCUGCCGCGAAGGUGCCGAGCGAACACGUCCUGCGCGGCCUGAGGGUACUCGCGCAGUUCCUCAUUGACCAAGUGAAGCGGAUGGGAAACGAGGAGACGGAGGAGAAGAUUCGCAAGAUGAUCCACGGCCGCAUCCCUCCUGACAUUCCCGAGCCGCUCAGUCUUGCGCACGAGCUGAAGUGGAGAGUUGAGGAUGAACUCCCUGACCUUAGCGAGGAUAUGGACGAGGUGCAAAUCUAUGGCCGGAAGAAGGGCAAGACCCAGCCAAAGGCGAGGACGGGCGAAGGGCUCAAGCUCCUCAAGUCUUUGGAUAGCAAUGCCCAGGUCGUCAGCGCCCCGUUGGGAGGUGUUGAGGCCCGUGCUGAGAGGCUGACCGGGACGCACAAGCUGACCAAGGGCCGGACGUUCCUGAACGAGCUGGGUCAGACUGUGCGCGAGGAGCGCGAGGUGCUCAUCACCGAGCGACGGUUUGUGUGGAACCAGCCUGAGGUAAUGAAGGAGCCUACGAACGGGGCGCAGGUGAAGGAGGAGUAA
Molecule: messenger RNA, 2085 nt
Organism: Trichosporon asahii var. asahii CBS 2479
Lineage: Eukaryota; Fungi; Basidiomycota; Tremellomycetes; Trichosporonales; Trichosporonaceae
Product: JmjC domain-containing histone demethylation protein n 1
Exons: 6
Coding region: 1-2085 (694 amino acids)
Biological process (GO): protein demethylation; regulation of transcription by RNA polymerase II
Molecular function (GO): transcription coregulator activity; histone demethylase activity
Source: RefSeq, a predicted model, not a curated record